AUGACAUGCGUGACUCUGUUAAAGAAUUUAGUGCACGCAUCCGAAGAUGAGGAACGUCUUAUGGUGGAUAUAUUUCGUGGCUACAAUUCACUCAUUCAACCCGUUAGAAACCUCAGCGCGAUGCCGAUUAUCGUCAAAGUCGCUCUACAGCUUGUUCUGCUUAUUAACGUAGUAAGACGAAAAGGAUACAGAGUGAUGCACACAAACGUCUGGCUGACACUGAAAUGGCAUGAUUUUCAAAUGAGAUGGAAUCCUGUCAACUAUGGAGAGAUCAAAGAGAUGCGUGUUGCACCAGAUAAAGUCUGGUUACCUGACAUCGUCUUAUUUAAUAACGCUGAUGGCAACUAUGAAGUGUCAUUCAUGUGUAAUGUCGUCAUAAACUAUCAUGGCGAUAUGCUCUGGGUACCUCCAGCUAUCUACAAAAGUUCAUGUAUCAUCGACGUGGAAUUUUUCCCAUUCGACGAGCAGGUAUGCACACUGGUAUUCGGGUCGUGGACGUAUAACGAAAGCGAAAUCAAACUUGAAUUUGAACAAGCCGAAUGGGUUGAUCUGUCCGAAUACGCACCAUCUUCUAUAUGGGAUCUGAUGGAUGCACCGGCAUCUUUGGUGAACAAACGCAGUCGGAUCGAAUUUCAAGUGAGAAUCAGGAGGAAGACUCUGUUCUACACAAUUGUUCUGAUCAUUCCCACUGUGUUGAUGGCAUUUCUC
Cooperia oncophora is the source of this 708-nucleotide messenger RNA. The record is from the annotation of a GenBank genome assembly. NCBI's taxonomy places the organism in Eukaryota, Metazoa, Nematoda, Chromadorea, Rhabditida, Trichostrongylidae.